CAGCGCCCAUGAAAAUAAGUGUUGCACAACUAUAACCCAAUAUUUUUUCUGGUGCAAUCAGCUAAACAGAGGAUAUAUAUCGGAAGAAUCACCACAGUCUGUACAUUUGGAGAAAAUGGAAGGGGGCACCAGAAGUCCCAGGAAGCUGCCAAAGAAGAAGAGCCAGCAUUAUUCCUCCUGUAUGUUAUACCAUGGGAGACUGGCCCAGGAGAAGCUGUACGGCAUCACCAUAGCAACAUGCAACCCAAGUGUUGAGGAUGAUGACAGGAUUAUAGAUAACGCUGAUUCUGACAAAGAAGUGUUCGGCCAUCACCACCACAGAAGGCAGCAUGUGGUGUCGGACAAGAUGUCCUGCAACUUCUGCAGUGUAGAGUUCGACACACGCCGGGGGCAGAAAGCGCAUUACAAAUCAGACUGGCACAGAUACAACUUGAAACUUCGACUAAAAGGGUCCAAGUUUGUUUGUGAAGACGAGUUUGAAAAAAUAGCAGGUGAUGUUUCCAGCAUAUCGGGGUCGGAGGAUGAGUCGGAGAUGUCUGACACGGACACUGAUACCGGGGGAGGGAGAGGGAAGAGCAAACCCAUGGCUAUACCCCAGCAUGUGAGGGGAGCGUCAGCCCACAGUGGCACAGACAGUGAAUCUGAGGGAGGGUUGACGAUAGAAGGAACAGCCAGGAAAUACCCCAAAGUCUAUUUUAAGAACAAAGAAGGAGAGCUAAUUUCCGUGUUCCGAUGCCUACUGUAUCAUAAAAAGAAACCUCCUAGCACCCAGGCUGAGCUGAUAGCCACCGCUGCUGAUCUGCCCCAGAAAACCAAGUGGGCGAUCUGUAUGACAGCUGGCGGCCAUUUUGCUGCAGCAGUGUUUGAGGGAGAGACCUUGGUAGUCCACAAGACCUUCCAUCGGUAUGUGGUCCGGGCGAAACGCGGGACAGCACAGAGCAGUCGAGACAGCCAGGGGAAUGCCCCCAAGUCAGCAGGUGCCAGCAUUAGACGCCAUAACGAGGCGGCACUUAUACAGGAAGUCCAGGAUCUCCUGACCUCCUGGUCUGAGCACCUGAAGAAAUGUGACCUCAUCUUCCUCCGAGCGCCGAGCUUCAACAGACAGAUGUUCUAUGCCAGCAAGAACCCGCCCUUUAAGAAGGAUGACGUUCGCAUCAGAACAGUUCCAUUCCCAACACGUCGACCAACUCUAAAUGAAGUGAAACGAGUCCACCAGAUGCUGGCAUCAGUCGAGUGUUAUGGUGAGGAGGGCAAUGUGAAAGAUUUUCUGCCAAUGUCGCCAUUGCGUCACUUUAGUCCUGAGACAGGGCGACUGGAAAUUGUGUCUGAGGAUUCGCUACGCCGAUCUCCACGGAAACUGAAAGAUAAAGAUUUAAGCGUGUCCCCACUAGCUGCCUCCCCGAAAUUUGUUAGUGGCAGCCCAAGCAACAAACAGACGGGCAAGUUCAUUCUCCCAGAUCACUUGCUUUGUGAGGAAAACCAGCCCUCGUCGUCGGCAACGUCGACCGCGAGUGAGGCAGACCUCGUGGAGAUGGAGGAGACCAUUAGUACACUAGAUCUGCAGCAGUUCGAGCAGACUGGGAAGAGACCUCGCAGGAAGAAAAACAAACGGCAGCGGCGGCCAUCUUUGAAACAUCAAGUGGAACCAGAAGGUGAUCUGUUUGCUGAAGAAAGAUACCACCUCCGCAACGCCUUGUACACCGCCUGCAAAGUCGGAGACAAGAGUGCACUCCGCAGUUUGUUGGCUAUCUUCAACCACCCAGCAGCUUGUGUAGAUAGUCCCCUGAUUGACGACACUGCCCAGCAGGGGGGGCAGGGAGCACCUGUUGAGUCUGGGGAGGCAGAGGUCCUCCUGCCCGUGGGGGUAGACAAGGGGGAGGAAAUAUCCCAGGUCGAUAAAGAUGGUGGUUCAGCCACAGAAGGAAAAGAAAACAUUCCUGAAUCUGUUUUUGAGACAGAAAAUGUUAAGGACGAAAGUUUCCAUCAAGGAGAGGGGGAUUAUGAAAUCAAGGUGACAGAUUGCGGAGACAUUGAUUCAGAGAUUGUCAGUAAAAAUGGGCAGGAAUAUACAGAGAAUGUUGAUGCCUUGAAAGAUGAGGAUGCAAUUUCAGAAAUUGUGCAUCACGACAGACAUAAAAAUGGCGAGACUUUCGAGAAAGAAUCAUCAGAGAAGAUGACAAGCACGAAACCUGCAGGUCUUCCAGGUCUCACGCUGGGUCUGGCUCAACCUACAUUUGAGUUAUCUCCCCUUUUUACAGUUGAAGUGUUGAACGAACCUUUUGGUGACAACAGCACGACGUUGCUCCACGUGGCCUCGAAGGGUGGCUAUCCGUCCCUGAUCAGACUGUUGAUGAAGGCGGGUGCCGAUCCCGCAGUCAAAGACAAGUUUGGAAAAGUGCCUUACUCCGUUACGACCAGUAAGGAGACGAGGAAUGAGUUCCGUAGAUUUAUGGGGGAGUUCCCAGAGAAGUUUGACUACAGCAAGGCUCAGAUCCCAAGUGCACUCACACCCGAGAUGGAGGCAGAGAAGCGGGUCAAGGAUGCCGAGAAGAAGAAACAGCAGAAGAAAGCCAAACAGGAACGCCUCAAGGAGAAGAAGGUGGAGAUGGCUAAGACGAGAGCGGAGGAGGAAGAGAAGAAGAGAUACCUGUCUCUCUCGGAUCGGGAGAAGCGAGCACUGGCAGCCGAGAGACGGAUCUUGCAGCAACAGGAAGUACAGGGAACAGCACCAUCUGUUCUCAGUCGCUGCUGGCAAUGUGGGACUGACACCACUGGAAAGGUUCCCUUUGAAUACAAAGACUACAAAUUUUGUUCCCCUAAAUGUUUACAACUACAUCGUAAAAGCUGUGCUAAAUCUUAACACAAGCUGUUUCUAGAUAUUGUUUGUACCUUCAUCAGUGAUGAACCAGAGAUUCUUUCAGUAUCUUACCAUAUUAAAACGUGCUUGUUUUUUGUUCAUUAGUAGCAGAUAAAUCUGGAAGUUGAAAUUUAAUAAAUAGUUUUUUGACCACCUACAUUGAAUUUAAGGCCAAAAGUUGUGUAAACCAACUAAGUAAAAGUAAAAGGCCUAAUGUAGAUGUGCAGAAGUCCUGACUGGCCUUGGUACGUCACUGAUGGAUUAAAUUAUUGAAGUCUCAAGUCUUCCUCGCAGUAAAUUAAUUAAUGUUUAUUCAUUCCACUUGAGUUAGUGAAACACUGUUCUUCUUUCUCCAUUGUGAUAUAGUUAUGGAUACAUUGCGACUGUUUUGGCAGACAUGUUCUCUGAGCUUGUCCUAGUUAAAGGAUUAGCAUUUUGUAGAGUUUAAGAUAAUUUAAAGUUUUGUUUAAGCUAAAACUUUGGGUUUAUUUGCAUCUUUCAUAAAGCUGCAGUGAAUUACAUGAUAGAAAAGAAGUGUUCUUAUUCACAAGUUAUAUUCUUAUCGACCUACUUUUCAACAACUCAGGCCAUUGGGAGUGUAAGAUCGGUUCAAUCCCCUGGCUGCCUUGUGCCAAAACAGUGUAAAAAGAUGGUUUGUGUUGUUACCCUGGUGCUGCGCAUUUAUGAGAUGAAACAAGGACUGGUCGGCUCAGUCU
Molecule: messenger RNA, 3573 nt
Organism: Haliotis rufescens (red abalone)
Lineage: Eukaryota; Metazoa; Mollusca; Gastropoda; Lepetellida; Haliotidae
Product: ankyrin repeat and zinc finger domain-containing protein 1-like
Exons: 16
Coding region: 116-2860 (914 amino acids)
Molecular function (GO): protein binding
Source: RefSeq, a predicted model, not a curated record